AUGUUCCAAACCUUGAAAAACGAAUUUCAAAUUUGCGAAGAAAUCGGCCGUGGUAGAUUCGGUACCGUCUACCGCUGCUUUUCUCCGGCUACCGGAGAAUCUUUCGCCUGUAAAUCUAUCGACAAAAACCUCCUCAUUGAUUCCACCGACCGUGAGUGUCUCGAUAAAGAACCCAAAAUUCUUCAACUCCUUUCCGGUAACCCCAACAUUCUCCAUCUUUACAAGGUUUAUGAAGAUGACGAUUUCCUUCACAUGGUAACCGAUUUCUGCCCGAAUAGUGAUUUAUACGAAAGGGUUUCAUCUGGGUCGUUGUCAGAAUCGGCAGCCGCGGCCAUUCUGACUCAGUUGGUUUCUGCGAUUAGCUAUUGUCAUCAUAUGGGUGUAGCUCAUCGUGAUAUUAAGCCGGAUAAUGUGUUGUUUGAUUCUGAGAAUAGAUUGAAGCUUGCUGAUUUUGGAUCUGCGGAGUGGUUUGCUGGUUGUGAAGGGAGGAUGAUGAGUGGGGUUGUGGGUACGCCGUAUUAUGUUGCGCCGGAGGUUUUAAUGGGGAAAGAGUAUAAUGAGAAGGUUGAUGUGUGGAGUGCCGGUGUUAUUUUGUAUAUUAUGCUUUCUGGGGUUCCUCCUUUUUAUGGUGAAACGCCGACCGAGACUUUUCAAGCUGUUCUCAGAGGGAAUUUGAGGUUUCCGACGAGGAAUUUCAGGUCAGUUUCGUCUGAAGCGAAAGAUUUGUUGAGGAAGAUGAUAUGUAAGGAUGUUUCCAGACGAUUUUCAGCUGAACAAGUACUGAGACACCCAUGGGUGAUUAAUGGAGGAGAAACAAGAUCAAUGGCUGAUCUAAACUGA
This is a messenger RNA of Solanum tuberosum (potato), 840 nucleotides long. RefSeq names its product PEP carboxylase kinase. Gene Ontology annotation, molecular function: protein kinase activity; ATP binding. Lineage: Eukaryota; Viridiplantae; Streptophyta; Magnoliopsida; Solanales; Solanaceae. Gene Ontology annotation, biological process: protein phosphorylation. The record is from RefSeq and is marked provisional.